Molecule: messenger RNA, 2346 nt
Organism: Cladophialophora immunda
Lineage: Eukaryota; Fungi; Ascomycota; Eurotiomycetes; Chaetothyriales; Herpotrichiellaceae
Exons: 1
Coding region: 1-2346 (781 amino acids)
Biological process (GO): carbohydrate metabolic process
Molecular function (GO): alpha-L-fucosidase activity
Source: RefSeq, a predicted model, not a curated record
AUGGCUCCCCCCGAACAUGAUCGCGUGCUCUGGUACGAGCAUCCGGCAAAGAUAUGGACGGAGGCACUCCCAAUUGGCACGGGCCGAUUAGGGGCGAUGAUCAAAGGCGGCUUGGACGUGGACAGACUGUGGAUGAACGAAGAUUCCGUCUGGUACGGAGGCCCGCAGAAUCGGGUCAACCCUUUGGCCAAAGACAGCCUGCCCGAGGUCCGCAGACUGCUGGAUCUCAACCAGGUGCAAGAAGCGCAAGAACUGCUCAAGAGAACUUUCACGGCACUGCCUUCGAGCCUCCGGCACUAUUCGCCUCUUGGCGAUGUCUAUAUGACCUUUGGACACGGCACUCCUAGCGACGACAAGAAGGAUUUCAGUGGAAUUCCGGAUCAGACGAAGCGAGCUGUCAGGCCCGCAGCUGAGAGCUAUAUUCGUCGUCUGGAUCUGACAACUGCCAUUGCAAGUGCAAGAUAUACAUUUGAAGGAGUUGAAUAUCUGCGCGAGUAUUUUGCAAGCACAGCAGACGAAGUGGUUGCUGUACGGAUCUCCUGCAACCGCACGGAUUCUCUUCGAUUCCAGGUCCGAGUCAACCGUGGCAGCAACGACAACCCAAUGUUGGAGCGGAAUUGUCUUUACGACAGCCUCGAGAAUAUUCCAAGCGGCCUUCUCUUGAAGGCCAAUUUGGGAGGCCCGACUGCCGUGUGGGCUGCAAUGGGAGUUAAAGUCGUGAUCGAACAAGGUAAAGGCCAGUGUCUUCUGGGCGAGGAACUGGAUGUCACAGGAGACUCGGUCCUGAUCCUCAUCGCCGGCGAAACCACCUUCAGAAACAAGGACGCUGGCCAGGCCGUUAUUGAUCGACUUGAAGCAGCAGCAAAGUAUUCGUGGCGGGAAUUGCAGGAUAGGCACGUACAGCGCUAUUCAUCGCUCUACUCAAGGGUCUCGCUUCGCAUCGGCGAAGACAAUUCUAAGUUGAGAACUCUUCCCACAGACAAGAGACUUGCUCGCGUCAAAUCUGGCGAAGUUGACAACGACCUAGCGGCAUUGAUGUUCUCCUUUGGGCGAUACCUCCUCAUUGCAUCUUCGCUCUCCGGCCUACCCGCAAACCUCCAGGGGAUAUGGAACUACAGCCAUCAGCCAAUCUGGGGUUCCAAAUAUACGAUCAAUAUCAACAUUCAAAUGAACUACUGGCUCGCCGAAGUCGCCAAUCUGUCAGAGUGUCACCUGGUGCUCUUCAAUCACAUCCAGCGCAUGGCUGAACGCGGCAAGCAAGUGGCACAAGACAUGUACGGGUGUAGGGGGUUUGUUGCGCAUCACAACACCGACAUAUGGGGCGACUGUUCUCCUCAGGACCGCUACGUCCCAGCUACGUACUGGGUGCUCGGGGGAGCUUGGUUAUGUACCCAUCUCUGGGAGCACUACCUGUACACUCAUGACCAGGAAUUUUUGAAAUGGGCCUACCCCCUGCUCCAAGAGGCGGCGUUGUUCUUUGAGGAUUUCCUCAUUGAGAGAAACGGUGUCCUGGUGGUAUCACCAACAGUUUCGGCCGAAAACUCCUACAUCAUCCCGGGCACCAGGGAUAUCGGUGCAGUCUGUGUGGGUGCAACAUGGGACUCUCAGAUCUUGUACGAGCUCUUCACCGGCUGUGCUGAAGCGAGUAAGAUCCUCGGGCAGCCCGCGGAUAGAUACGUCAAAGUUCUGUCCCAGCUGCCUCAACCCAAGAUUGGGAAACACGGUGAACUUCUCGAAUGGAUGGAAGAGGUGGAGGAGGUGGAGCCUGGCCAUCGGCAUAUCUCGCAUGCCUUCGGCCUAUAUCCCGGUCGCAGUCUCCUGUCGGAUGAGCACAAAUCCGCUGUCAGAGUCACCUUGAAACGACGGCUGGCCGGCGGCGGUGGGCACACUGGCUGGAGUGCCGCAUGGAUUCUGGCACUAUAUGCUCGUCUAAGAGAGCCAGAGCAAGCGCAGGCAAUCAUCCAGAAGUUCCUGCAACACUCCACCCUCCCCAACCUCUUUGGCGAUCACCCACCAUUCCAGAUCGACGGAAAUUUUGGUAUUGCGGCAGGAAUCGCGGAGAUGUUGAUUCAAAGCCAUGAAGAAGGCUAUGUGGACCUCCUCCCUUGUCUCCCACACGAGUGGGAGGACGUUGGCCGUGCCACUGGACUGUGUGCCCGAGGCGGAAUAUCGGUGGAUAUAGAGUGGAAGAAGGGAAAACUGGUGUCUGCUCGUUUCGUUGGAAAGCGCAAGGUGCAAUUUGUCGCACGUAUCGAUCCCAAGAGAUUAGAGGGUGGAUCGGGUCAUGCUACUGUCCAGCUGGAUGCUGGCGACAGUAAGAUCCUCACAGGAUCCUGGCAAGGCUAG